Molecule: messenger RNA, 2190 nt
Organism: Trichomonas vaginalis G3
Lineage: Eukaryota; Parabasalia; Trichomonadida; Trichomonadidae
Product: protein ubiquitination
Exons: 1
Coding region: 1-2190 (729 amino acids)
Biological process (GO): protein localization to ciliary inversin compartment
Cellular component (GO): ciliary inversin compartment
Molecular function (GO): protein binding
Source: RefSeq, a predicted model, not a curated record
AUGCAGGUUUUGAAGUGCGGAUGGUGUAAAAAAGAAGGCCACUUUGUUAAAAACAUCAAAAAUAGAUUUUUAAAGCUCUCACCAGAGAAACUCUCUUAUUAUACAGACGAAGCAGGUAAAUUAAAAGGCGAAAUUACAAUAUACGACGAAACAAAGUUCAUUAGCAUGGAAACGCCCGAAGGUCUUCCAAUGUUUCUCAUAGAAGGUAAAAGAAACACAAAAUAUAAGAUUUUCCCACCAUCUUUAGAAGAAAGAGAUGAUUGGCUAAUGGUUCUUCGAAACUGCGCAAAAUAUCAAAGUGGAUGCAGAAAUCCGUUAGUUAAAGAAUCAAUGGGAAAGAUCUAUACGAAUUAUAUUAAGACAGCGGAUUUACUUGCCAAAGCUGAUGAUGGUUUGUCAAUUUUCACUAUAAACUAUCUCACGAACAAGGUCAAAGAAUUCGUUUACACUUAUAAAGAAGCUUUCGAAAUGAUUUCGUAUUUUGCUGAAUUGAACCCAUUAGAAUUGAAAUACUACAUCAAGCUCACAUCCGCCCUCAUCAAGAAUCUUGGAAUUCUUGAGCCAAUCGAAUCACUCGGUUUCACUCCAACUUUUCAACGCCUUUACGAACAGUAUAAAGACGACAACGAAAAGGGAAGGAUGCAGUUUUACCCAGGUGGUGAUGUGAGAAACACAAUCAUGAAGGAUGAUUACUCGUAUUUCAAGAUUUUACCUCAAGCUGAAAAUCCUGAGCGUUUCACAGUCGGCGACAUGUCAUUACUCGCAUGUGCUGCUCGCUACGGAGCUGUCAGGAUAUUCAACAAUCUCCUAAAGAAGUGUAAAAUUGACCAAAUGGUUGCAACCAUGGCUUAUGUCGGCAGAAACGCAGAAAUAAUCGCAACAGUACGCAAGGAUUUCCCUAAAAUUAAUAUCGAUAUGGUUACAAUUAUGGGACAUUAUUGCAGAAACGCAGAAUUAUACGAAUUUACGACUUAUAAGGACGUAACAGCUUUUCCAUGGAUCGCCGUACUUACCGGAUACAAUAUGUUCGGAUUUUUCAACAAAUUGUUCGGAUUAAUCGCGUUAAAUGAUACAGAUUGCGAAGGCAACAUGAUUAUGCACGCAGCAGCAACCGUAGGCAUACAAACCAUCAUUAAUAUGCUUAUUGAGUUUGGUGUUGCUGUAGAUAUGCCAGGAAAAGACAAAAAGACGCCAUUUCAUUUGGCAAUUGAAAAUCUAAGGUUUGAAGCAGCCGAUAUCUUACUUUCCAAGGGUGCAAAUAUUAAUGCAGUUGAUGCCCAAGGAAAUACAGCAUUAAUCAUGGCUUCUUCUAAAAAUAAUCUUGAUACAAUUGAAUACCUCAUUAAAAAUAAUGCGGAUAUUAACGUUAUUAACAAUGAAGGCAUAAACGCUCUUGCGGAGUCUGUUCGUAGCAACAAAGCCGAAGUUACAAAGUAUUUGUUAGAUCAUGGCGCUACAGACUCAGGAGCCAAGAUCGAAGGCCAGGAUAUUCUCGAGUUUACAGUUGGCAAGGAAUAUAUGCACAUUUCGCGCAUUUUAAUUGAACACGGCGCCAAUGCAGAUAAUAUCUCCAUCGAAAAGCCAAUUAACGGACUCCCUCCUUUAGUAUUUGCCAUCCAGAUCCAAAACAUGCACGUCUUGAACCGCAUUCUUGAGUCACAUCCCCCUCUUGACGUAAUUAUUCAAAAUAAAUCCUUCCUCAACUUCGCCAUUGAAGUUGGAGACCUUGAAAUUGUUAAGGCCCUGGUAGAGGCUGGCAUAGAUGUCGAUGCAAAUCAUACUUUGGCUGAUGCUAUCAAAUAUAACCAUGAAGAUAUCGCAAUUUACUUGUUACAGAACGGAGCAAAUGUUGAAUCCGAAAAUGAAGAAGGCAAAAAUGCUAAGCAAAUUGCUAUAGAACGUGGUGCCCAGCAAUUUUUGGAUUAUUUGAGUAAUCCAACAAUGGAAGAGCCAAAAUCUAAUAAGACAAAGCAACAGGAAACCCAAAUAACUGCAUCUUCUUCAUCAGAGAAGGUUUCUGAACCUCCUCAAGAAGAAAACCAAGAUAAUCAGCAACAAUUCAAUGAAGAAGAAGGCCAAAACGAGCAAGAAGCUGAAGCUGAACAAGAGGAACCAUCGAGUUCCAUCAGUUCUUCAACAACAGAAAAUGAUAACGAGGAAGAUGAAAAAACAUCCACAAGCAGCGACUGA